Messenger RNA from Girardinichthys multiradiatus, 670 nucleotides. RefSeq names its product preproinsulin b (gene insb). Gene Ontology annotation, cellular component: extracellular region. The record is from RefSeq and is a predicted model, not a curated record. Lineage: Eukaryota; Metazoa; Chordata; Actinopteri; Cyprinodontiformes; Goodeidae. Bases 232 to 567 code for a protein of 111 amino acids. Gene Ontology annotation, molecular function: hormone activity. The transcript has 3 exons.
GUCAAUUAAAUGACGUAGUGCCACAUCAGAGCAGAUGAAGAGAGCUUACAGGUCAAGGUGUUAAUGAGAACACCUUUGGCUUUUUGCUGUGGCUGGCAAAGGGCAGGUGGAGAGUUAAAAGGGGGGAAGGUGGCCAAGUAGAGAUGUUCUCUGCUCUUUGAAAUCCAGGCCCUUUUCAUCCGUGACCACCAGCUGCUCUGCCAUUUCCUACAACACAGUGGUCCCUCUCCCAUGGCCAGGGUACCAUGGGCAGUCUCCAUGCUGUUCCUGCUUGUGCUCCACUCUCCAGGGGCCUCCUUGGCCCCAACCCAGCACCUGUGUGGCUCUCAUCUGGUAGAUGCCCUCUACUUCAUUUGUGGGGAGCGAGGAUUUUACUACAGUCAGAACCGAGUCCACAAGCGGGAUCUGCAAAAUCUGCUUGGGUUUCUGUCAAAAAGGGCCAAAGAGAAGGAGCGGCUGUGGAGGGUCCUGUCUGGCCGUGACGAGCCCAAGGUGAAGAGAGGCAUCGUGGAGCAGUGCUGCCAUAAGCCGUGCAGCAUCCACCACCUGGAGGACUACUGCAACUGACCACUCUGCAACUAGCACUACUCAUAGCUUGUAAAGAGGUCCAGAAGUCAAUUUCUGGCCCUGACUCUCACUGGCUAUGUCUUAUCAACUGAAGGAAAUAAAG